This is a messenger RNA of Prorocentrum cordatum, 1581 nucleotides long. Lineage: Eukaryota; Dinophyceae; Prorocentrales; Prorocentraceae. The record is from the annotation of a GenBank genome assembly.
GACGCCGCGAGGGACCCGGCCCGCAGGGAGAUCCUGAAGAAGCUCAGGGUCGCCUGCAAGCGGCGGUCCACGGGCCGCCCGGCGCUGCACCGGGGCUUCACCGUGGAGCACUACGCCGGGCCGGUGGACUACGGCACCGAGGGGUGGCUGGACAAGAACGACGACCGGCUGCUGCCCGAGUGCGAGUCGCUCAUCUGUGAGUCCUCCUUCCCGCUGGUGCGCUCGCUGGGGAGGGAGGAGCAGGGCAAGUCGCCGCGCCAGUCCAUCAGCAAGAAGUACAUGCAGGACCUGGAGGCCCUGCUGAGGAUGCUGGGCUCGUGCGACCUCCACUAUAUCAGGUGCUUCAAGCCGAACGAGGAGCAGGCGCCCCACCUGUUCGAGCCGAGGCUCAUGCUCGAUCAGAUUGUGCAGUGUGGCACGAUCGAGCUGGUGAACAUCAUGCACCGCGGCUACCCCCACCGCUGCCCGCUCUCCGACCUGGGGGAGCGGUACAAGGACCUGCUGCCCGACGGCUUCCAGUCCUACGGCUCGAGGACGUUCGUCGAGGCCCUGAUGCUGGCGUACGAGGUGCCCCGCGGCCACUGGGCGCUGGGCGUGUCGCGCCUCUUCCUGCGCGCGGGGCAGCUGCAGGCGCUGGAGGACCUGCGCUCGGGGGGGCGCAGGCCCUCCCCGGAGCAGCUGCAGGGCGUCCUCCGCACGCUCGUCCGCCGGCGCUGGCGACGCGCCUGCCAGGCCGUCAUGCUCUGCCUCUGGGUCCCGCGGCUCGCCGCUGCCCGCAGGGCGGCGCGGGCCCGCGCGGCCCUGCGCAGCGCCGCGCUGGUGUGCGUCCGCCUCCACCGCCGCCUCGAGGCCGCGAGGCGGCGGCUGCGCGACCGGCACGCCGCCGGGCGCGCCUCCGCGAGCGCGGCGAGGUGCGCGCGCAGGUGGCUGCGGAAGACCCGGGCCGCCCGCGCCGCCCGGGCCGCGGGCGAGGCGGCCGAGGCGGCCGUGGUGCUCGAGCUGGACGUCACGAGGAGGGUCUCCUGCGCGACGGAGGCCUGCGACGAGGUGGCGCGCCCGUGCCCCUCGGCCGCCGCCGCCGCGCCCGCGCCCCGGGAGGGCGCCGCCCCAGGCGGCUGCCCUGAAGAGAUGCGCGCGCUUAUCGAUAGGCAGGUGCAGGAGCGCAUCCGGGUGCUGGAGCAGGAGAUGUGCCGGAAGCAGCAGGAGGUGCUGCGGCAGAUGCGCGCCCUGCAGGAGAUGAACGAGAGGCUCGAGCUGGAGCAGGCCAGGGCGGCCGCGGGGGCAGAGGACAGCCAGCCCGGAUCCCCUGCCGUGCCGCCGCGGCCGCGGGGCCUGCCGCCGGGCUCCCCGGGCGCGGCGCGGUCGCCGCGGAGGCCCGGCGGCGGCGCGGAGCGGCGGAGGCAGUCGUCGGGCGGCCCCGCGGGGCGGCGGAGCGCCGCCCGCCGUGCGAGCACGGGGGCCGGCCCCGCGGAGGCUCCCUUGCGCCGGGCGCUCGGCGCCGUGCGCGAGGACGGCCCGGAGUGGUGGGCCGUGCAGCGGCAGCUCCUCACCGAGGACCUCUCGCUCCACGGCGUUCGCAGG